Molecule: messenger RNA, 1038 nt
Organism: Penicillium taxi
Lineage: Eukaryota; Fungi; Ascomycota; Eurotiomycetes; Eurotiales; Aspergillaceae
Exons: 3
Coding region: 1-1038 (345 amino acids)
Source: RefSeq, a predicted model, not a curated record
AUGAUAAUUGCCAUCCGGUUCCCCCGACAUGGCAUCGCUCAAAUCAAACAGUCCUUGACAAACGGCGAACUCCGAGAUCUCGUAUACAACCACCUUCUGAUCAUCGACAAUAAUGGAUCACAGAUUCCCGACGAGAUUAAGCCUCUUCUAAAAGAGAUUUUGGAUUGGGAAAAGGCGCCCCUCAGUGACGAAGAUCAUGUAGCUAUCAGCGAGACCAUUGAACUGUACUGGGACAAGACCGAGGCUGUAUCAGUUGUUCACAUUCUUAAGCUCCCUCUUUUCCAAGUUGGUCGAAAGAAUAUCGAACCAACUUGUGAUCUCUUAUGGAGUGUUGAACCCAUUCCGGCCAAUCCAAUAUGGGUGGGCCCACUUGUGACUCCCAAGACCGAUGCACACUACGGCUUCGCCCGUGGUGCCUUCACAAUAGAAGAACUCGCUGUUGUGUUUUGUCCCGAGAUGAAGCCCUAUUGCAUGCCAACUUCGUCAAAUAUUUUCCCAUCUUUUUUGAUCGAGGUAAAAUCAGAGGCAACCUCCGGCACAAUCCACAAGGCGGAGAGUCAGCUGGUGGUCGCCGGAGCGCACCGUAGCAAUUCAAUGCUCCACCUGAUGGAAAUCGGGUGCCCCGACACUCAAUUCACAGUAUCGCAUUCGGUUGUUUUCUCUCUGGCACUAUCUUCACGAUUGGCAGUGGCCUACGUCAAUUUUUACAACCCAGACACCCAAAGGUUUUGCAUGUCGUUCCUUGAAUCAUUUUAUUUGGUCAAGGAAGAAGAACAAUCCAAAUUAGCUACGUAUGUGAGCAAUGUUAUGGAUUGGUUAACAACAAAGCAGUUGGAACUGGUGAAGCAGGUCCUGAAAAGGCUUGAGGACACUCUUCCAGACCGCCAGCUGCAGCUGCGGGAGGGUCCGCCGCCACUUAAACUAUCUAGGAAUGAUCCGGCGGAUGCGUACCACCACCUAUCUGCGAAAGAACUUCGCGCAGAGCUUGGGGCGAAUGAUGCUUCAGCAAUGAUUGGCGACAAUGAAAACCCGGAGUAG